UCCCCUUUCUGCACAGUAAUAAAAGACGACUGAAACGUACUUGAUCAUUCCUCCUACAAGCAAAGAUGUAUCAGCACAUCUCCAUUGUACUUUUGUUCAUUUUCAUCACUGGAGCACACUCACUCAAAUGUUAUGAGUGCACAUCUGGUCUGGUGCCUGGAUCUUGUGAAGCAAAAGAGAAGACAUGUAGUGAUGGAGAGACUAAAUGUAGCAGUAAAACAACAACAACCGUUUUAGCUUCAAUUAAGACAUCUGUCACAAUUAAAUCAUGUGCAUCGAUUUGUGAAAAUGAUAGCAAAGAGAUGAAUGGAGUUACAACUUCUACCAAGUGCUGUAAUACCGACCUUUGCAACGGCACAGGUGGACUCUAUAAGGGCAGUUUCAUCCUCCUCCUGUCUCCGCUCUUCAUCCUCACCCUGUUUCACUGAAAUCACUGAACUUCAGUGUAACACAAUUUACAAAAUUGUUUACUACUAUAUAAUGCUUGUUAAACAGUUUUGAGCUUAGAAACAACAUAAUUCACAAUUGCUUACAUUUAAGACUUAUCAAUUGCUUACAUUUGAGCUUUAUAUCUGCAACAACAAAAUAUUUUUUAAUUAAAGAUAAUGCUUUCUUUGUGAUAGCUUAAAGGUGAUGUGUGUAAAGUUUAGCGGCAUCUAGUGGUGAGAUUGCGAAUUGCAACCAACAGCUCACCCCUCAAUUGUUUUUAAAACGCAUAUGGUAGCCGCCACAGGACAAACAUGUCAUUGUCUGAGGCAAUAUAGGGACAAAAAAAACGCUCUGUAGAGCAGUUUGUCCAUUUAGGGCUACUGUAGAAACAUGACGGUGACUUUCAUGUAAUGGGACCUGCGGUGUAUGUAGAUAAAAACGGCUCAUUCUUCAAAACAGCGGCAGUUUUGACGCAUGCUUUGAACCCCAAGGCAACAUCUAGUGUAUUUAUCUUUGAAUGUCAAUAGGCAGCGUCAGUCUAUGAGGCAUCUACGUAUAUACUCUCUAUGGUCGAGACUGCCGCAUUUUAAUCCAUACAGUACAUUUUCUGCACAGCGGAGGUUAACUUCACAUUACCGUACUGGGGUUUGGAAAUGUUGUGUGCCUCUGUGUGUGGUGGUACACUGUAGCUGUUGACGAUAUUGACUGUAAAUCACUGAGUCACAUAUGCAUAUAUGCUCUUUAUGCCUAAAACACACAUGCUGCAUACAUUCAAAUAAAUUUGCUAAAUAAACAAGAUAUUAGUUUAUCAAAUAAA
Molecule: messenger RNA, 1246 nt
Organism: Misgurnus anguillicaudatus (oriental weatherfish)
Lineage: Eukaryota; Metazoa; Chordata; Actinopteri; Cypriniformes; Cobitidae
Source: RefSeq, a predicted model, not a curated record